Messenger RNA from Symbiodinium pilosum, 477 nucleotides. The record is from the annotation of a GenBank genome assembly. NCBI's taxonomy places the organism in Eukaryota, Dinophyceae, Suessiales, Symbiodiniaceae.
AUGCAGGACAACAAUGCUUCGGCAUCUUCCGUUCUUUUCGCAGAUUUCGACUUGGAUCUCGGUGACAUUGGCGGGCCGCUCUUCUGGCUUCCACCGGCCGACACCUCGCUGGUCACGCACUACGAGGUGUACCUGGCAAAUGACACAGCAGCAGACUGGAGGGAGCACUAUGCCACCAUCCCUGUGGGCACAACCAACCUGCACAUCCGUGCGGAGAAGAAGCUGAUGACGGAAAGCACGUACCUCUCCCACUUCGUGGUCUACACACGGUCCUCACUUGUGGAGCAGUCGACACCCAGCAUUCACCGCAUCGUAGACGAGUUCGCCAGCGUCUCCAACAUCUCGUUCACAGAUCUGGAUCUGGACCGGGAUGAGAUUGGUGGACUUGUUGCCUGGGAUUCUCCAGCCAAGACCGACCUUGUAGAAGGCAAGCAGUUUGCAGGGUCCGUGGCAGGAUUUGGAAUAGGCAUGAUUUGA